Molecule: messenger RNA, 2395 nt
Organism: Rosa rugosa (rugosa rose)
Lineage: Eukaryota; Viridiplantae; Streptophyta; Magnoliopsida; Rosales; Rosaceae
Product: probable glutamate carboxypeptidase AMP1
Exons: 10
Coding region: 152-2254 (700 amino acids)
Molecular function (GO): carboxypeptidase activity
Source: RefSeq, a predicted model, not a curated record
AAAAUGAAAUGAAUAGUAACUCCCACUGAGAUUUCACUGUUUGGCCAGCAAGUUCCACUUCCCUCCGAUAACUCCAAGACCACCGAGUACCGACCUUUGUAACCCUCAGACCUCAGCCCAUCCUUUCUCUCUCUACAAGAUCACAACUCACAUGGGUCAACCUCUCCUCAACCCCAUCACCCUCUUUAUCUCAAACCCAUGCACCUCCUCCCUUUCCAUCUUCAUCAUCUGCAUUCUGGGCUUUUAUACUCUACAUUACCCCCACGCUUCACCUUCCCCCUCAAAUUCCCAAACCGCCCUCAUCUUCCGCCGUAGCUUCCUCUCCUCCGCCACCAACGCCACCGUCGCCGCCUACCUAAGGGCACUCACCCAACACCCCCACCUCGCCGGCACCAAACCCUCCCUCGACACCAUCCACUAUGUCCAGUCCCACUUCUCGGGCCUGGGCCUCCAGACCCACACGGCCCGCUACAACGCCCUCCUCUCCUACCCCCUCCACUCUUCUCUCUCCGCGCAUUUUAGCAACGGCAGCCACGUGGACAUCCCGCUGGCCGAGCCGGGUUUGUCCCACGACGGCGGCGGCGGCGGCGGCGUCGUCCAACCGUACCACGCCUACUCGCCUUCCGGUUCGGCGCGCGCUAAGGUUGUCUUCGUGAACCACGGUAGCGGCGAGGACUAUCGUGCGCUUGAGGCGCUCGGGGUGAGCGUUAGCGGGUGCGUGGUGAUAGCGAGAAGAGGCGGCGACUUGCCGAGAGGCGAAGCGAUCAGAAAUGCCGAGAAGAACGGUGCGCUGGCCGUGCUAUUGUACACCGAGGGGGACAGAAGGUUUAACCAGGGUUUUGAGAGAGGGGUGGUGAUGAAUGGCGUGGGGGACCCACUGACCCCCGGGUGGGGCGGAGUUGAUGGAGCUGAAAGGUUGGAUUUGGAGGACCCUGAGGUUCUGAAGAGGUUUCCCAAUAUUCCAUCCAUGCCAUUGUCUGCCGAGGCGGCCGGGACCAUUUUGGGAACCCUAGGCGGGGCCGGAGCCCCGCCGGAGUGGCGGGCCGGAGUAGGGCGAGUUGGGCCAGGCCCCACAGUGCUGAACUUCACUUACCAGGGGGAGAAAAAGAUGGUGACCAUUCAGAAUGUUUUUGCUGUCAUAAAGGGGUUGGAAGAGCCUGACCGCUAUGUGCUUCUUGGCAACCAUAGAGAUGCAUGGACAUAUGGGGCUGUUGACCCCAACAGUGGAACUGCCGCAUUACUUGACAUUGCUCGUCGAUAUGCUCUUCUUAUUCAUUCAGGUUGGAAUCCUAGGAGGACAAUUAUCCUUUGUAGUUGGGAUGCAGAAGAGUUUGGAAUGAUAGGAUCUACCGAGUGGGUUGAACAAAACCUUGUUAAUCUUGGCUCCAAAGCUGUUGCCUACCUUAAUGUAGAUUGUGCAGCCCAAGGGCCAGGAUUCUUUGUUGGGGCGACUCCUCAGCUGGACAAUCUCAUUCUUGAGGUGACAAAGAAGGUCAAAGAUCCUGACUUGGAGGGUUCCACUGUAUAUGAGAACUGGCUAACCAAAAAUGGCAUCAUUGAUAUUCAAAGACUUAGUGGAGUUGAUUCUGAUUUUGCAUCAUUUGUGCAACAUGCCGGGGUUCCUUCCAUUGACAUUUACUAUGGGAGAGAUUUUCCUGUUUAUCACACUGCUUUUGACUCCUAUGACUGGAUGAGAAAGUUUGGAGAUCCUUUAUUUCAUCGUCAUGUGGCUGUUGCUGGAAUAUGGGGGCUAAUAGCGCUCCACCUGGCUGAUGAUUCAAUUCUCCCUUUCAAUUACUUUUCAUAUGUGGAUCAGUUAAAGCAUUACAAAGAUGUUUUGAGCCACUUGUUGGAUGGGAGUAUAUUGCUAGAUCCUCUCACAACAGCAAUUGAGGAAUUUGCCUAUGCAGCCAAAGAAGCUGAAGAUGAAGCGCAGAAGCUGAGAGAGGAAGAAAGUACAAGUGAGUUUGUAAUGCUGAAGAAGCGGGCUUUGAAUGAUCGGCUGAUGCUUGCUGAAAGAGGCUUCCUGGAUUCUGACGGACUUGAAGGAAGACAGUGGUUCAAGCAUCUUGUUUACGGUCCUCCUUCUGAUCACGGAAGCAAACUCUUUUUCUUUCCUGGAGUAGCAGAUGCUAUGAAUCAAGCAAAGAGCACAAAAACAGGACAAGGGCAGGCAAAACUUCGACAUGAGAUUUGGAGAGUUGCCAGAGCCAUUCAGAGGGCUGCCAGAUCCUUGAGAGGAGAAAUUUACUGAUAACACUGCCGAUCCAAAGCAUUUCUAUCCCUAGACAACUAUCACUGAACAUACAGUUUUUGUAAAUAUACUGUAUUUAGAUUCCCUGUAUGUAUAGUUAUUUUUCCUUUAUUAAGCUUGGAAGUCGCUUUUCCUUCAAUU